Messenger RNA from Leptidea sinapis, 8994 nucleotides. RefSeq names its product adhesion G protein-coupled receptor A3 (gene Remo). Bases 261 to 5153 code for a protein of 1630 amino acids. The transcript has 9 exons. NCBI's taxonomy places the organism in Eukaryota, Metazoa, Arthropoda, Insecta, Lepidoptera, Pieridae. Gene Ontology annotation, biological process: cell surface receptor signaling pathway; G protein-coupled receptor signaling pathway. Gene Ontology annotation, cellular component: plasma membrane. Gene Ontology annotation, molecular function: G protein-coupled receptor activity; protein binding. The record is from RefSeq and is a predicted model, not a curated record.
AAAUGUCGGAGUCGGAAAUCGGCAAUCGGCAUAUCCACAGGCUACCAGUAUAAUUUAUUAUUGUUUAUUUUCUUGAAUUAUAUUUGAGACAAAUGUGUAAUCUAGAAAUGCAUUUCAUAUACAUGUUUUCACAAUUCGCAUUCAGUUUAAGAACCGGUAUCUAAGUUCUAAUACUGAAAUACUACAGAAAUACUGAGGAAUUUGUUAAGAUGUGAUUUUAUCUUAAUUUGGCUCUUUGCCAUUCUUGAAUAGUAUAAAUAAUGAUCAAAAUGUUUUGGUUCGUUGUGUGGUUUUUAAUUCUUGGAAAGUCGUCAGGAUUUUGUCCUUCGCUUUGUGUAUGUAAGGGAGGCAAGUCUGGUGAUGGAGCCUUGGAGUCAAAUCUUGAAGAACCCCUAAAAAUAAGAUGUGGUGGUAAUCCAGCUCCGAUUACUGAACUCAAGGAAAUAAAUUUGAACAAGUUAUUGAUGCUGGUUGUGAGCUUGAACUUGUCCGGAAAUGCUAUUUCAACCUUAUCAAGAGACCUUAAUUUACCAAAGCUACAGAAGUUAGAUCUCAGCCAUAAUCAAAUAAAUUUAAUAGAAUCAGAUGCUUUCUACAAUGUGACAAUGUUACAAAGGCUGGAUCUAUCACACAACCAGAUCAGUAAUGUGUACAAGGAAAUGUUCAAUGGCUUGAUUAAUCUCGAAAGGCUCAACUUAUCACACAAUCAUAUUUCCCAACUGAGUAUGGGCACAUUCAAUUAUCUCAUUGGAUUAAAGCAGCUGGAUAUAACUGAAAACCCCCUAAUAUGUGACUGUGAGAUGUUAUGGGUUGGAGAUUGGUCACAUAAUACAAGCGUGAGACUUUUUGGAGGACCUAAAUGUGCAUUUCCUGACAACAUGGUUGACAAACCUGUCAGGCGACUCAAAAUAUUUAUCGAUCUCUCUGCUUGUGGUAGUGUUCUACCAGCAAGUAGUUUAGUUAUCAAACCACCACACGAUCAAGUUGUAUUUGAGGGUGAUACAUUAACAAUAACAUGCAGUGCACCAUUCGCUUCAGUGAUUGGCAAAUAUGAACUAAAAUGGACUCACUCUGUGACAGAUGUAUGUAGUGAUGUGAAUGCAACAAGCACAGAUAUGCAGGAAGAUGGCUUAGCUGAAACAGCUGUGUAUUUUCCGUCUCUUUCAAGUCAUCAUGCUGGCAAUUGGACAUGUUCCUAUCGGGAUCAGAAUCAUAUUAAACAUAACCACACAUUACAAAUUGUUGUUCUAUCAAAUUCAACACAAUACUGUCCCACAAGUUCUCUUGUUAACAAUAAAGGUUUAUAUUCAUGGCCACAGCUGUUAUUGAACCAUACAGCAUCUGUGCCGUGUGAGAGUGGAAAUGGAAUGGCUUAUAGAUUUUGCAAAAGUAAUUCAACUUGGGACAUUAUGAAUACAACAGAAUGUUCAUACAUAAGUAAUAUAACUAAAUUGCUCCAACAGUUUGCUCUGUUGAAUGUGAGUUUGGUACAAUAUUCGGCGAUCAAUGCUUCUGAAAGAUUGGCGAUGCUGAUACAAGAGAAAACAUAUCCUCUGGCGGAGUUUUCUGAUCCAGAUGAUGUUAUGUUUGUUGCAGCAGCUAUUCGAAAUUAUAUGCAAUAUAUUUCAGAAGAGAAAGAAUUGGGAACAAGCCUACUUGAUGUGAUAGAGGCGGCCAUGAACAUUUCGAAGGAUGUUAUGACACAGGCAGAGAAGUUGUAUGGAUCUUGUACGGACAUGGUGGUGUCAGCAGAGGAUAUAUCUGCAUAUACUGCGAAUGUUCAAGGACAUAAGAAAAAGUUGGCAGUAGAAAGGUUCCCGGCUCGAGAAGGUUUCAGCGGCGUGACUUGUGUUUGGUACAGUACGGGGGACGCCGAGCGGAGACUUCACUGCUCCACUACUAACCGGACCGUGGCUCUGCUCACCGUCACCGACGCGCUCAUACACGCCAGUGUACAGAUACCCCAAUCUCUGUUGUACAGCACAACAGAAUCUGGUCUAUUGCUGCAGAGCAAACCGCAGGAGUUGGUGGUGUCAUUCUAUGAGGAUGCUUCGUUGUUCCCAUUACUGCCGGAUAUUGACGACGGGCACGUCAGAGGACAUCGAUCGAAGGACUACUACGGAAGAAGCACGAAGCGUGAGGAUAUCAACAUGGAGAUCACCUCGCCUGUUGUUGGCUUUCAACUUGACAAGUCGCUAGUUCACGGCGAGCUCAUAGAGCCGAUCAUAGUGACGUUGCGGGUGCACAGUGGGGUCAGCGGCGCGGGGGGAGCGGGGGUGGACGCACGCGCCGCGCUUUGGACGCGGGCCGCGCGGCGCUGGAGGGACAACACUACAGACUGCCGAAUAACUCACGUGGUGUCAGAUAUGAUAAUAAUAAGCUGCACACGGCUGGCUUACGUGGGCCUGCUGCAGAACGUUGAAACGGGCAUAUAUGGGGCUCGUACUGACGGCGCGAGAUUCAAGGUAUCUCAUCCCGCCGUGUAUGUGGGCAGCCUUAUACUAAUUGGCUGUGUUAGCUGUGCAACACUCACCUACAUCAUGUGUUAUCCAGCUAUUCAAAUGGCAAAGAAGACGAAGCAUGCUCUCAUUAACACCUGGAUUGCCAUUGGUCUUCUAUGCUUCCUUUACACCCUAGGCAUUUAUCAAACUGAAGAUGUCAAACUUUGCCAAAUACUAGGUCUACUUAUCCAUUACCUGUCUAUGUGUUGUCUUCUGUGGAUGUGUGUCUCAGCCAGUAAUAUGUAUAAAUGGGUCAUGAAGACCCACAAUCCUGUAAGGACCCCAGACGACGAAUUACCUCCGGAUGUUCCGAUACAGAAACCAAUCCUCGGCUUGUAUCUGGUUGGGUGGGGCAUCGCGUUAAUAGUCUGCGGAAUUUCGGGGGCUGUAAAUUUGAAGGACUACGCCGGGUAUUCCCAAUGUUUUCUGAGCACGGCGCCCGCUUUGAGCGCUCUUUUUAUCCCCGGAGCUAUCUUGCUCCUGUUCUUAUCGAUAAUAUUCCUCCUCAUUCGGUGCACGAUACGCAAUAUGAACGUGCAGUUGUCGGAAGGCACUCAGGCGACUGAAAAUGUUGAUUUAGAGAUGUGGGAGCCUGCCCAGCCGAGUGACGCAGAAAGACGCAGUAUUAAAUCUGCAGUUGACUCCGAAAUAGUUGACAUGGAGCACACUCCUAUCAUACAACUGCGUGCUCAAGUGAUAGUACUCUGUUUGUAUUUAUCUGUAUGGACAUGCGGUGCCGUAGCUGUGUAUAGACCACUUCCUGCGUAUUUGCCCUACCAAGAGGACAUAUGCAGUAUUGUGUACGCUGUUUGCGCAACGAUUCUCGGCACUUUUAUACUGUUCUUUUAUGGCAUUGCCCGCAGUGAUGUCAGAACGCAAUGGUCCAUGAUGACGUGCUACUUUCAGCACAGAAAACCUUGUUGCAGAAACAGAAGCGUUUAUGAUACGAAUCAAACAACUCAGAAUCCAAUAUCUAAUUUACCAGCGCCUCAGAUUCCGGGCGAUAACAGAUCUAGAACGGACAGUAGGAACUCAAAUAGGACUAAUUCGAAGACCAACAACAGUGGGACGUAUAAAGCGGGUGCCGAACUGAACGGACAAACCUUGCAUAAAGACGGGGCAAAAAGUCUUAAUGGAAAGACUCCCAAUAUUAAUUUAGUCGUGCUACACAGACAGCAAUACAGAUCGAACAAUACCAUGAUGACAUACCCUGAAAGUAAUGUUCCGGAAAUGUUCUACAAUCCAAAUCAAAUAAAUGUUGCCAAAAGAUUUUUUAAGAAGCAAAGACAAAACAUGAAGAGAAAUUGUUUAGAAUUACCUCUGAGAAGAGACUGUGAUGAAGAUUCGCAUAUCUCCUUACCUUUGCCGAAGAAGGAAGCGUACAACGGUAUCGCAAACUUAAUAAAUUCUGGGGCCAAAGUUAACAACACUAAUAUACACGUAGAUAAAAAUAAUGCUGGUUUGAAGGAAAGUCACAAUAAUCUCAACCCGAAUUUACUAGUAGAAGAUCCGAAAGAAUUCAAAAGUUAUUCUGUCGACCGAAAAUCGUGGAAUAAAAAUGAUGACCCCAAGACAAACAGAGGACAGAUAAUUAAUAUUUACACAAAUGUUCCUGAAACUCAAGUACCACAACACCAGGUUGUGAAAUCAACCGUACCGAAAAAUAAAGGUCAAAGAAAUAGUGUCUCCGAAGAAUGUUUGCAAAGUCAUGCGAGUGAUCAACCAGAAAUGAGAACUAUAUCACAACAGUGUAGCUUAGAAUACAGCUCGGCAUCAGAAAUGGCCAUGCCUCACACUUGUUCCGAUCAAACCAUAAACACUCAUUCGGAAAUGACGUCGUUACAAGAAACACACAGUGCCUUAUGUUCAACAAACGAAAUCACUGACACAGAAAGUUUUGGACAGUACAUAGACUAUCUACAGCCGAAUAAAGUUCAGGAGAAAGAUAUGGUUGAUAAGUCCCUGCAAGACAUAUCUGAAGAAUGUACAAUGAAUAGUGAUGAUAACAAUCGUUCGACGACGCCUCAUUUGGAUGAUGCUGAAGGUUUCGGGGAAAUGGAUAAUUUACUGCAAAAUACAGAUAGCUGUCUUGCAGUAUCAAAAGAAAAACUUGAUGAUGUAGACGGAGGGAAAGAGGAAUACUUCAUGGCGAAAACCCCGUUUGAUUUGGAGACUAGUAGUAUGAAUGCUAGUGAACAAGGCUUCGAGAAUGAAAGCGACAUAUACUGUCCGAACUAUCAAAUGUCGGAAGUCAGCAUCCGAAGUCACGGGCUAUACGCGCCUUCUCCAUCGUCUAUGUGUCCAAACGAGAUCAGUUUUAGCACCGAAGACGUUUCCACGAUAGAAAGUCAGUACGUAAAUUACGACCCGGGCUGGCGGAAAUCGAUGAAGAACAAUCCGAAAUUGGGGAAGUACGUUCCGACGCCUGCGUUGAGUUGUCCGGAAGUCAACUGUGAAAGUCCAGUGUCGUUUUCAAGUGAUUUGGAUGAACUUUAUACACAAAUAACAAGUAGGGACAAGGAUCGGUUACCGCGCAGAGACCACGGGCUAGAUGUGACAAUGAAUAGUGACGUCACACUCAAACCUGACAGUGACAGUUGUGUGAGCGAAGCGUUAUCGGACAUUGAACGUAAAGGUGAAACUACUGUUUAGAUUGAACAUAGUAUUUGUCUCCUUUCAUAAGAGCUAUUGUCGAAUAUAUACAAAAUAGGUCUUGAAAGUGAUAGACAAGGUGUGUAAAGAAUUUUGAAUAGUGUUAUUUCUUGUAACCAUAAUUUUUUGGUCAUUUAUAAAGUUUAUGGAGGACCCUAUUUUAUGGAUUGAAUCGACACUGCCAGUUAGAUAAUAAUAAAUAACAAUUUUACUUAAUAAUUCAUUUGGAAUGUUUCUUUAUUGUUUUUAUUUUGUACAAAAGCAAUGAUAAAUGUAAAAAUAAUUAGGUGCCUUUGUAUGUAAUGUUAUUUAUUUGUAAGCAAACUUUGAUUGUCAAUACUCUCUAGUUUAUUAGCAUGGUUUUUUCCAUAAUUUCUUACAUAACAGUAGGGACAUAAGAUUAUAUUUUUUCUUGUAAUUUAAUUUAAAUUAAUGUGGGCUCGGACAAACGGAUAUUUAUAGUAAAAUGUCAUUAUAAAAUUGUUGUUAUUCAAGAGUAUUGGCCAAUCUUUCAGCUUUUCAAAAUUAAAUUAAUGAACUUAAUGUAAUAUAAUGUAUAGAUGAUGUGCCAAAUCUUUAUUGGAAUGUUAUUAGCGAUAAUUAUUAUGAUCGUAAGUAUUAAGAACAAACUCUACUGUUUUAAAUUUUAUUCUCAUGGACUGACAGCCCGCCUUUAUCUAGUCUUCUAAACUUCUGAAAUAUUUUUAAUACCUCUCACUAGUGUAGACGCUAAGAGUAUAUAAUCAACUGGAGACGCGUUGACGGGCGCUAUUUUAGUUGAAAAACGUGGGUUUUUCGUAGUUCAAUGGCUCAAAUACAAGGUUCAUAAGUCUAUAAAAAAAGUGUCUGUCUACUUAUGUAUGCACGCAAGAAGUUAUACUUCUUUGGCUUAACAAAGCAAAAAUUCUUAAAGUUAUUUUUAUUCCUUGUGCUAUUCUACGUUUGUAGAAAGAACAAUAUUGUAAAAAUCUUGCAACGAUGGCUUUGAGAGUUAAUUAUGAACGUAUACGGCUGUACGGACUUGAAGCCUUUGCCUAUCCUAAUAAUAGACGAAGAAACCAAAAAAAAAACGAAUGUCACAAACGUUAGAAAAUUUUGGGAACCAACUUCACCCUGUUACCCUGUUAAUUUUUUCAUAACGUGCCUAAAGAAAUAUAACUUCAAAAAUAAAGCACCUUUUGCAAAUGCAACAAAAAAUUUACUGUUUAUAAUAGAGAUUCAACACUGCUCAAAAAACUCUCCUGUUGUUAAUGCGAUUAAUUGAUGCUUUAUUUUAGGAUGACCCAUGUUUCAAUUUGAAUAUCUUACUAUCUUUUUGUUAAAGGAAUAGAUUAAGUAUAAUUUUUACGUAUCUUUAUAUUUAUGACGUAUGAAGAGAAGAAAAUUGAGAGAAUAUCAGGCAGUCGUCUUGUAUUUUUGUUUAAUCUGUAAAUAUUUAUUCUUAAACACAUUUCAUUACGAGUUUGUCAGAACUUGUUUCACGACCAAUAUUUACGAUUUUAUCUGAAUUGUGUGUCACAGCAGUGUUGUUCAUGGCGUCUCCAUUUGGUAUUUUACUCUAAGCAGGAUAAUUAUUUUAAAAAAUUUACUAGUACUUUUUAAAGUAAAAGUGUUGGAUAUUAGUGUCUUUUUUAUCGACUUUUUCACGAAACAAGAGUCAGCCAUUUUAUGUUUUUUUUUUUGUAUUUAGAUCAAAUGUAAUGCUUUUGUAUUGAUGUGAUUUUAUAAGAUUUUGAUAUUAUGAUCUAGAAAAAUUUUGUGAAAAGAAUUUCCUAUGAUGGUUUUACCAUACACAAUACACGUAUGGUGAUGAAGUAUCAUUUGAAUCUUUAUAAAAGAAAUUAAAUAAACGUCUUUCAAGCUGGGUCAAUUUUUUAAAACACGACCCAAUUUUCAAGAGAUCUCGGAUUUUGAACUCCGUAUAUGACCGGCACAUGAGACAUUUUAUGAUCGUAUCCCAUUACGAUACGCUUUAGUUCGGUCUGUUGGGUUACGAUUCUGAUCACAGUGAUACUUAUGGGCAGAUGAUCAUGUGUUUGGACACACUUACAAAUAGACUGUGCUUCCCUGGGGCAUAAAAAGAAUAGGGAAGUUCCAGGCCCAAGGGUGUCGUAAGAGGCGACUAAGGGCUUUUAUUACUGGGAGGUUUCUUUGCACAGGAUGCCGGAUAGAUUAUGGGUACCACAACGGCGCCUUUUUCUGCCGUGAAGCAGUUAUGUGUAAGCAUUAUUGUGUUUCGGUCUGAAGGCCGCCGUAGCUAGUGAAAUUACUAAGCAAAUGAGACUUAACACCUUAUGUCUCAAGGAGACGACCGCAUUUGUAGUGUCCCUCAGUUUGGCGCGGCACUACAUUGUAAUGGGCAGGGCGUAUCGAUUACCACCAGCUGAACGUCCUGCUCUUCUCGUCCCUUAUUGUCAUAAAAAAGACACCGCUCAAGUUCCGUGCUGGGGUCAAUAUUAUAACCUGAGUCUAUUUCGGCUGCCGAUUUUUGCAAUUUUUACUCACGUGUAUUGUAAGAGCCAUUUAGAUUAAAUUCUCUCGUGUUUGUUAGUUUCUCCCAAACGGCCUAGGCGCUACAAUAUACAAUGUUGAAUUUAAUGAAAAUACAUUGCAGCUAUUCGCAAUAUACUAUAACUACUUAAAAUCAGUGAUUUUGAGACGGGCGUUACACUUAAUAAUUAUAAACUAAUUACAAUGUAUAAAGGUAGUACGUUCUGCUUAAUGAACGUGGUCACACGGUUCGAAUGCAGUUGAACAGACUCAACAAAUUCGAAGCGACAAAAAUUCGAAAAAAUCUUUCUACUUCUGUUGUUAGAUUGUUGAAUGUCAGCUUAUAUCAUUCUGAACGUCUGAAGUUGUCAACCCUACUCCUACGCUUCAGCGUUCAAUGUAUAAGUACACUAGGCAUACAUAAUAAUUUAUUUUAUACUUAUUUAAGUGUUGGUUUUAAAUAUGGACAAAGUCAACAACAAAACAGAAGUGGAUAUUCCAAUAUGGCGCAAUAGUGCGUUGUGACCACGUUCACUAUCACCCUUGUCACACUAUAUUUCAAUAAUAAUCUAGUGAAGUAUUUAUGAAAGAAAUAAAUGUGUGUAACUAAGGGUAUGUUCCGAUAUGCACUGCGCCAAUGUACAGUGUGACGUCAAUUUAGUAUACUGUGAAGCCGUUCCUUUAUAGCCAGUUGUAUUGGUUACUAUUUAAAACGGAACGUAACCCGUUUACUGUCAGCCGCAUUUUUGACGCGGCAUUCAAAUGAGUGUAUUAAAGUUUUCUAGUGCAUUAAAAACUUAAACUGUUGUUGGAGUACUGUCAAAUUAAAAAUAUACUUAAUUAAGACUUUAGGCACUCGAGUGGUUUUGACUGAUCACGUGAUCAAACUAGUACCUUACCUCGAAAACGCCAGUGCUCACAGUAGAAUAUGGCGGCAAUUUACGACGUCAUAUAUUUCCCUAGGGCACUGCGGCAGUAUACUGACAGUCCAUAACGGAACGAAUUUUUCUACAGUGAUAGCACUGUGCAGUUAACGCAGUGCAUAUCGGAACAUACCCUAAAUGUGGUCCAAUAUAUCCUUUAUAUUUGGAUGUCUUGUAUCUUAUUAUGUCAAACAAUAAUUUAUUGAAUAAAUGGUAGCUAAUGACCACAAUUUGUAAUAGUAGGCAUAUAGAUACAUACAUUAAAAAGCCAGUUUACGAAUAAGGCAAUGUAUUUACUUCAAACAAUUUUGUUUAUAAUUUCGGGUAUUUAAAAAAAUGUUUGUAUAUAGCUAAAUAAUUUAUACAUAAAAUAUUUAUUGAGUAGCUUUUUGUGGGCAUAUUGCAUAAUAAAAAGCGUUUGUAAUGUG